AGCUGUAGGCGUCAACUCCUUGCUCUGUUCUCUCUACAAGAAUUCCAUGGCUUUGAUUCCACUCUCCCUCCUCCUCCUCCUCGCUUGCUUCUCCACCUCUUCCUCCUCUUCGCUGUACGCCGACCACUGCAGCUCCGUCGUCCCCGAAUCCGAGGCUACCAGCCUCUUCGUCGACUCGGACUCUUCCUUCCGUAUAUCAAAUGGCAAUUUCUCCGGCGGCGGCGGCCUCUUCCGCUCGCCACGUGCCUCCAAUUCCUCCUCCUUCCCUUACUUCCACUUCUAUCCCAACUACCUCCACAAGACGCGGUCACCCGACGUCCUCCAGGUCGAGGGAACCCUAGUCCUUGGACACGGUCAUCCGACCGUCUUCCACGGCAUGACGUAUCACCGUAGGCGUCCUCUUCGGAACGUCACCUUGCAGGAAGAAGCCACCUUCGACUUCUCCGGUUUCUGGUCUGAAUCAACCGGCAAGCUUUGUAUGGUUGGUCACAGGAUCUUCUACAAGCCCUUAGGUGAUCCUCUUCAGCCUUCUGCUGUUUUGAAGCUCAAUUACCCCAAGACUUCCAACAUCUUUACCAGUCUGGUGAGCGGGACUGUCGAGAGCUUGGGCCCCCACCACAUCGAUCCCAUCUCGCUUGUAGCCUAUGCUCAGAAGGAGUAUGAUUUCACGAUGAUUCCCCAAGCCAACCACUCAUGCUCCUCUCUUCCAUUCCAGGAGGAAUCACUAAGUUUCGGGCGUACUUCAGUUUGUAGUAAUCUCCUCCAGUAUGUGACUGGUAGAACAUUUCAGCUAGACUACGACAGUGGCUGCACCGGUAGCAACUGUGGAACUCUAAGUGGUAGCUUUGGGUUCUCCGCUAGAUUCUUGUCCUUCGAUAUGAUACAGUGCUCGGAGAACGGCCGGCUGCAUCUCUACAUCGAAUUCCCCAAUUCCAGUUAUCUUUCAUAUGAUGUCCCAAUGGUGCCUAAGAAGUCCAUGGUGGGCGAAGGCUAUUGGGACCAUGUUAAGAAUCGUCUCUGUCUCAUAGCCUGUUACAUUCUUGAAGGGAGUUCACAGGCGAGUCCCUCUGUUGGUGAUUGCUCGAUCGGACUGAGCUUAUGGUUCCCAACUGUCAUGACGCUGAGAAGAAACGACGUGGUUGGUCAUAUGUGGAGUACCAAGAAGAAGAGCGACCCUGGCUACUUCAGCAUGGUCUCGUUCCACCGGUCGGGUGGGCGAAUGGUCACGAUUCCUGGGCUGAGAUAUAACUACACCCAAAUGGAUUCUGUCAGCAGGUCUUGCAAGGUGAGAAGUGGCAAAACACAGUCGAGCGAGGAAAGGUAUCCCGAUGGAAGAUCAUCCCACGACAUGCGGUUCAGUAUCGUGGUGAAGGAUGCCGGCGGCCGAAGUGGAUGGGGGGAAGCUAAUGUCUUUUCUAUAGGCGACGUGCUUUGUGGUGAUAAUGACUUCGUUAUGGCGUCGGAGACGGCAAGCUUCGUGCCUGCAGCUGACUGGGUCGCGAAGAAUCAAAGUGUUUGGAACGUAAGCUAUGCCAUAAGCUAUUAUAUGUACUCUGCUUCCGCUGAGGGGGGCGAACAGUUUGACAUUGCUGCUGAGGGGAUAUACGAUGCUGGAAGUGGAACACUCUGCAUGAAGGGAUGUCGAUCUCCGAGUUUGCCCACCAAAAACCAAACAGCAAUUGACUGUGAGAUCCUAAUCAAUAUCCAGUUUCCCCCUCUAAACUCGAAGAUGGGAGGUCGUAUCAAUGGCACCAUCAACACCACAAGGAGUAAGCAGGACCCUCUGUACUUUGACCCUAUAAAGUUGUAUUCUCAGCAAAUUUACGCAGCAGAAGUAACUGAAGCGAUUUGGAGGAUGGAUGUCGAAAUCGUCAUGGUCAUGAUCUCUCUCACGUUGUCGUGCAUUUGCAUUGGGUUGCAGACCUUCCAUGCCAAGAAGCACCGUGACGCCCUGCCUUCCAUGUCGAUCACCAUGCUCGGUGUUCUUAUCCUUGGCUAUGUGAUUCCUCUGGUGCUGAACUUUGAAGCCUUGUUCGCGAACCGCAGUCAGUCUGGCUUUCUAAGUCUGCGGAGCGGUGGGUGGCUCGACGUUCAUGAGGUCAUCGUGAGGAUCUUAUCCGGCUUAGCUCUGUUCCUCUCCUUCCACCUGCUUCAAAUGGCGUGGUCCGCGAGGUCAUUGGACGAGAACAAGGGGCACCGCGUCGCGGAGUGGACGACGCUCAAGCUGUGCUUGCCGCUCUACUUCGCCGGGGCGCUGCUCACUUGGCUCAUCAGCUCAAGGCACCACCUGCAAAGGUCGGAAUUCAGCAGGCAGCGACACGGUUCUCGCUGGGAGGAUUUGGUCCCUUAUGCUGGCUUAGUGCUCGACGGAUUUCUGCUCCCUCAGAUCGUUCUUAACGUCUGUCGGAACUCCAAAGAUAAGAUCCUGACGCCUUUCUUCUACGUCGGAAUCACGAUCACCCGAGCUUUGCCUCAUCUGUACGACGCUUAUCGCUCUCGCAGUUACAACCGUCGCAUUGAUUCAUCGUACAUCUACGCAAGUCCAGGCGGAGAUUUUUACUCGCUGGUGUGGGAUGUCAUCGUUCCUUGUGAAGGUUUGCUUUUUGCAGCGGCGAUAUACCUUCAGCAGCGAGUUGGUGGUUAUUGUCUUCUUCCCCAAAGAUUCAGAAAGCGUGUGGAGUACGAGGCAGUUCCAGUGGUUGCUCUUUAGCCCUUCCUGUGGAAGACCAGAUUGCAGCAAGUCCAUGAAAUGUAGUAGUAAGUCAAGUCUUGUGUUGGUCCUGUGGUAGCUUUCUUCAUGCGUCGACUUGCCCACCCCAUGAUCAAGUGUGAUGAAGACUGUUCUUCUUCCACAGAAAUAUAAAUAAGGGUUUCGUAGACUAAGAAGAUUUCA
Messenger RNA from Musa acuminata subsp. malaccensis (wild Malaysian banana), 2893 nucleotides. RefSeq lists its product as uncharacterized. Gene Ontology annotation, cellular component: intracellular membrane-bounded organelle. The record is from RefSeq and is a predicted model, not a curated record. Lineage: Eukaryota; Viridiplantae; Streptophyta; Magnoliopsida; Zingiberales; Musaceae.